AUGGCAACAAACACCCCAGCAACGAUCUCAGUGGAGCACAUAUUCAUUCCUGACGGCCUUCCGGCGUUUAUGCAAACUCUCUAUAGCCUUCCGAAUUGCCCUCCUUCCCUCUAUCUUACCGUCAGUAGCUCCACCAGCUUGGUGAUCUAUGUCGCCCCAGCGUCACAGAUCGCUAUCAUCAAGCUGUCAGAGCUCAGGACUGCCCUUGAUCAACAGGAUCAAAAUGCACUAGCCUUGAAAUCUCUACUCGAGCAUGGCCCAAAGACAAAGGUCUUCUUUGAUGCUCGCGAUGCAGCAAAGGUCCUGUUUGAGCGGAGCGCUGACUAUGAUAUUGAGGUCUGCGUCAUGCAAUCCGAGGUUCACGAAGUGCAGUUGAUGGAGCUUACAAGUCGCCAACGUGGCAGAAAUGGCGUAUGGCUUGCUGGAUUCGACAAAUGCAUCAUGGCGGAAUCGAAGCUCGACCUCAACCAAAUACAAUUCUCCGACUACGGCACCUUCGAUAAACGCAUUCUCCACCUCCCGAUCUUGUGGGGGAAAUAUCAUGCCUUGCUCCUGAAGCUAAAGUCCGGCAGUAAAUUCUGGAUAUCGGAGGUUCGCUGUGCAACCAAGAAGCGACUGGACUUUGCGCACGGCAAAAAACACCCAGGUCAUAACUGUGAAGGUGCUAGGAUCUGGUGGGACAGUACGUAUCUUGAUGAAGCGACGGACUCCUGGAAUGAAGACAUCCUUUCGGAUGCGUAUAGUGGAGGGGACUAUCUAGGUGGUGCGGAACAUUGGUCUCUGUUUAACAAGUUGUGA
Molecule: messenger RNA, 798 nt
Organism: Pseudovirgaria hyperparasitica
Lineage: Eukaryota; Fungi; Ascomycota; Dothideomycetes; Acrospermales; Acrospermaceae
Exons: 2
Coding region: 1-798 (265 amino acids)
Source: RefSeq, a predicted model, not a curated record